Nannospalax galili (Upper Galilee mountains blind mole rat) is the source of this 3567-nucleotide messenger RNA. It is a transcript of the gene Cc2d1a, whose product is annotated as coiled-coil and C2 domain containing 1A. Gene Ontology annotation, biological process: regulation of transcription by RNA polymerase II. Gene Ontology annotation, cellular component: nucleus. Bases 304 to 3153 code for a protein of 949 amino acids. Lineage: Eukaryota; Metazoa; Chordata; Mammalia; Rodentia; Spalacidae. Gene Ontology annotation, molecular function: DNA-binding transcription repressor activity, RNA polymerase II-specific; RNA polymerase II cis-regulatory region sequence-specific DNA binding. The record is from RefSeq and is a predicted model, not a curated record. The transcript is spliced from 29 exons.
CCAGCAGCUCCAUUCUAAGCGCAGGCGCGGCCGGGGCCCACGCACUGACUAUCGGGAGUUGUAGUUUCGUUACGCGGUCCUCCAGAAUCCAAUGCCCGCGCUCCGGUGCGGCGGCUCCCGAAGGCUAAGGCGGAAGUAGGUCGGCUACAACCUGGGAAGCGAGGGCGCGGGAUCGACGGGCGCGGGACGCCAAGGAGGAACGCAGGGCUCUGGAACAGCGCGUGCGCGGGGAUUGGCCUUUCCGGAGGAGGCAGGGCAAGGCCAAGGUGCCGGGGCUGGAGGUCCGGGCGUCGAGCCUGAACGAUGCACAAGAGGAAGGGACCCCCGGCACCCCCGGCACCCCCUGGCCGGGGUGCCGCCACCGCCCGUCAGCUUGGUUUGCUGGUUGACUUCUCUCCAGACGGCCUGAUGAUCCCCGAGGAUGGGGUAAAUGAUGAGGAGCUGGAAGCUGAGUUCCUGGCCUUGGUGGGGGGUCAGCCCCAGGCCCUGGAGAAGCUCAAAGGCAAAGGUCCCCUGCCGAUGGAGGCUAUUGAGAAGAUGGCCCGGCUCUGCAUGAGAGACCCGGAUGAGGAUGAAGAGGGGACGGACGAGGAUGACGUAGAGACUGAUGAGGACCUGCUGGCAGAACUAAAUGAGGUCCUUGGAGAACCAAAGGCUAUGGAGACCACGCUGCCUGUGACUCAGCCAAAGCCUAUGGGCCCCAACCCCGGGGUGGAGGCCACAUUGCAGGAGAGGCUCAUCCUGUAUCAGGCUGCAGUGGAAAGCGCCAGGCAAGCUGGGGAUGGUGCCAAGAUGCGGCGCUAUGACCGAGGGCUCAAGACACUGGAAAACUUGCUGGCCUCUGCUCAGAAGGGCAACACCAUUGAUGAAGGGGACAUCCCUCCACCUGUGGCCUUGGGAAAAGGACCAGCAGCCACACCCAGCCACCCCACUCCUCCAUCCCCCCAGCUGGCACCUAUGAACCUGCCAGUCCCAGAGCCUAGGGUCACCUUGGAGGCCCCAUCUGCCAUCCCACAAACCUCCACCAAGCGUCAACUGCCCUCAGGCCCCUGCAGCCCUGGCCCCCUGGCCCAGUUGCAGAGCCGCCAGCGUGAAUACAAGCUGGCUGCCCUCCAGGCUAAGCAGCAGGGUGACACUGCUACAGCUGCGAGACACUUUCGUGUGGCCAAGAGUUUUGAUGCUGUCUUGGAGGCCCUGAGCCGAGGGGAGCCAGUGGACCUGUCCCACGUGCCCCCUCCACCUGACCAUCUGUCUUCAGAGCCCCCGUUGCCAGCAGCUCUGCCUCCAACUCCUGUCUCAGCCCCCAUCACACCAGAGGUUCCCCCACCCCCACGGAGCCUGCUGGAGGCACUGGAGCAGCGGAUGGAGCGGUACCACAUAGCUGCAGACCAAGCCAAGGCCAAGGGCGACCAACGGAAGGCGCGCAUGCAUGAGCGCAUUGUCAAGCAAUACCAAGACGCCAUCCGAGCUCACAAGGCAGGCCGAGCUAUGGAUGUGGCAGACCUGCCAGUACCCCCAGGCUUCCCCCCCAUCCAGGGCCUGGAGACUGCAGAGCCCACCCAGCAGAGCCUGGUGGGCGUCCUAGAAGCUGCCAUGAAGCUGGCCAACCAGGAUGAAGGCUCAGAGGAGGACGAGGAUGAGACACUUAAGAAGCAAAACAGCUCCACAGCCCCCACAACCCAGCCAAAGGCCCCUCCUUCCAGGGCUUCCACAUCAGGACCAGUCUCAGCAGGCAAAGCAGCCCCCAAGGGUACAUCUACCAGGGCCCAACAACAGCUGGCCUUCCUGGAGGGCCGUAAGAAACAGCUCCUGCAGGCUGCGCUGCAUGCCAAGCAAAAGAAUGAUGUGGAGGGCGCCAAGAUGCACCUGCGCCAGGCCAAGGGGCUAGAGCCCAUGCUGGAGGCCUCACGAAAUGGGCUGCCUGUGGACAUUACCAAGGUGCCACCUGCCCCAGUCAACAAGGAUGAUUUUGUACUGGUGCAGCGGCCUGGGGUGGGCCUAUCUCAGGAGACUGCAAGGCGCUAUGGCGAACUCACCAAACUCCUGAGACAACAGCAUGAUAUGUGUCUGAGCCACUCCUCCCAGUUCACCCACCUGGGAAACAUCGCUGAAACCAGCAAGUUUGAGAAGCUGGCAGAGGACUGUAAGCGGAGUAUGGAUACCCUGAAGCAAGCCUUUACCCGGGGUCUGCCCACACCCACUGCCCGCUUUGAGCAGAGGACCUUCAGUGUCAUCAAGAUCUUUCCGGACCUGAGCAGCAAUGACAUGCUCCUGUUUAUUGUAAAGGGUGUCAACCUGCCCACACCCACAGGGCUGUCUCCCAGUGACCUGGAUGUCUUCAUCCGGUUUGACUUCCCUUAUCCCAAUGUGGAAGAAGCUCAGAAAGACAAGACCAGCGUGAUCAAAAACACAGAUUCCCCUGAAUUCAAGGAGCAGUUCAAACUCUGCAUCAACCGCAGCCACCGUGGCUUUCGAAGGGCCAUCCAGACCAAGGGCAUCAAGUUUGAAGUGGUCCAUAAGGGGGGGCUGUUUAAGACUGACCGCGUGCUGGGCACAGCCCAGUUGAAACUGGACACACUGGAGACAGCAUGCGAAGUCCAUGAGAUCCUCGAGGUCCUGGAUGGUCGCAGACCCACGGGGGGCCGUCUUGAGGUAAUGGUCCGGAUCCGGGAGCCUCUGACAGCCCAGCAGUUGGAGACCACAACUGAGAGGUGGCUGGUCAUUGACUCCCUACCAGCAGCUGUACCCACACAGGUCACUGGGCCCAAAGGGAAGGUGCCUCCUGUGCCUGCCCCUUCGAGGGAGCCAGGUAACAGAUCCUCACGGCCCCUGCACAGCCUCAGUGUGCUGGCCUUUGACCAAGAGCGACUGGAGCGGAGGAUCCUGGCCCUGAGGCAGGCACGGCGACCUGUGCCCCCAGAGGUGGCCCAGCAGUACCAGGAUGUGGUACAGCGCAGCCAAUGGCAGAGGGCACAGCUGGAGCAGGGGGGUGCUGGCCUCCGAAGGGAAUAUGCAGCCCAUCUGGAACGCCAGCUGCACUUCUAUACAGAGGCCGCCAGACGCCUGGGCUAUGAUGGCAGCAGGGAGGCAGCGAAGGAAGCACUGUAUCGGCGGAACCUGGUGGAGAGCGAGCUGCAGCGACUCCGCAGGUGAGCCCAUCAAGACACACAGAGCUUUGGGGCCACCAGUCAGACAAGCAGACAAUCAACGGACAGUUGGUUCUGGACUCACCCUAUCUAGGCGUCAGCCCAGCUCCAGACCCCUGGCAGGAGCAUUGGGACUGUACCCCUCAACUGGGCCUGGCUGGUUGGGGCCUGGAGAGUCCUGUUUGCACAUCCAGGGCCAUCUGGAGCAGGGAGGGUAGCUGGGACACAAGCCACAAGGACCCCUUCAAGCACUUUACUUCCUGCCCCUCCCCAGCCUUAACCCCAGAGCCCUCCCACACCCCAAAGAUGCCUCUAGUUGGCAAGCCCUGCUGGCUCCCCAGGGGCUAUGCUGACCUAGCUAGGCCCCAGGGCCAAUACAAAAUAAACAGCCAAGGCCACACCUGGCUCAGCUCUGUCUUUA